AUGGGGUCAGCGGGAAGCAGAGGAACGACGAAGCGCUCUGCGGCAGCCAACGCGCUGGUGCAGAACCUCACCAACUCGGCGUGGAUGUACCUGGCGCCGGUGGCGUUCGGGGUGGCGAGGAGCCUCUACAACCAGCACCUCCGGCGGCGGCUGGGCCGGCACGUCCCGUCCGUCGACCCCUUCGUCACCGUCGACGUCGUCGCCAGGCUGGGGGACCCGCACCCCUACCACUCCUACCACGACGAGGAGGCCAAGUCGAGCGACGCCUACGCUGAGGUGCUGGCGUACCUGAGCGCCGCGUGCUCGCGGGAGGCGCGCAAGCUCCGCGCCGAGGGCUACGGCUUGGUGCUCGGCCUCCGCGACGGCCAGGAGGUGGCCGACGAGUUCAAGGGCGUCACCGUGUGGUGGUGCGCGGUGCCGCCGUCCCCGGCCGACGCCAGGAGGCGCUGCCGCCUCACGUUCCACGAGUCCCACCGGAGGCUCGUCGUCGACGAGUACCUGCCCCACGUCCGCCGCACCGGACAGGAGCUCCUCUCCGGCAACCGGCCACGCAGGCUCUACUCCAUCAAGGAGCUCAACUACCACUCGACUCGGGAUGAGGUAUGGAGCUAUGUAGACUUCGACCACCCGGCCACGUUCGAGACCCUGGCCAUGAACCCAGCAAAGAAGCGGAUGGUCAUGGACGACCUGGACGACUUCCGCGACAGCCGGGACUACUACCGCCGCAUCGGCAAGGCGUGGAAGCGCGGCUACCUCCUCUACGGGCCGCCGGGCACAGGCAAGUUCUCCAUGGUCGCCGCCAUGGCCAACCACCUCAACUACGACGUCUACGACGUCGAUCUCGCCUCCGUGCACACCAACGGCGACCUCCGCAAGCUCUUCGCCGAGACCACGCGAAGGUCCAUCGUCGUCAUCGAGGACAUCGAUCGCUCCCUCGACCACGCCACAACGGAGUCGCAGAGGGAGACCAAGUCCAGUGCGCGCCCAUACCCGCACUCGACAUGCCCGGCUCGUACGCCGUGGCUUAUUCGCCCUUCACUAGUGACGCUGCCGGGCCUGCUCAGCUUCAUGGACGGGCUGUGGUCGGCGCACGGCGGCGAGCGGAUCAUCGUGGUCACCACCAACUGGUCCCGCGCGCUCGACGAUCCGGCGCUGGCCCGGCGGGGGAGGAUGGACGUGCACAUCGAGAUGAGCUACUGCGAGUUUGGGGCGUUCAUGACGCUCGCCAAGAACUACCUCGGCGUGGACGCGCACCCUCUCUUCUACGCCGUGGAGGAGCUGCUGCGGGUGGCGGACAUGACGCCCGCGGACGUCGCCGAGUGCCUGAUGUCGCGCUCCGAGCGCGCCGCCCGCGGCGAUGCCGAUGCAUGCCUCGCGCGCUUGGUUGACGAGCUCAAGAGGAAGGCCGUCGUGGGGAAGACGGCGGUCAAGGAGAAACUUGUAUUGUUACCGGGAAAGGAGGAGAGUGAGAAUCAGGCGUCUGUGACAGGAAAAGGCGGGGAAGCCACGGCCGACGGAAAAACUAGCUAG
Messenger RNA from Triticum aestivum (bread wheat), 1530 nucleotides. Its product is annotated as AAA-ATPase At3g28610. Lineage: Eukaryota; Viridiplantae; Streptophyta; Magnoliopsida; Poales; Poaceae. Gene Ontology annotation, molecular function: ATP hydrolysis activity; ATP binding. The record is from RefSeq and is a predicted model, not a curated record. The transcript is spliced from 4 exons. Bases 1 to 1530 code for a protein of 509 amino acids.